AUGGAAGGGCUAGCGCUGGUCCUGCUCUACCUGGCUAUCCCGAGCCUUUUGUUCUCGGCCAUCAAGCAGCUUCUCACAUGGAGGAAAAGCGUUGGGUCGACGGCGAAAUUCCCAGGCCCCCAGCAAUUCCCCAUCGUGGGGCGCGUCCAUGACCUCCCUCGCUUCUCACUGUGGCUCAAGUUCAAGGAGUGGGCCGACGAACAUGGCCCGAUCUACUACACCAGGGCGUUGAACCAACCGUUCAUCAUCGUGUCAGACGAGAAGAUUGCUGAGGAACUGCUGGUCAAGCGAGGUCAUAUCUACUCCGGCCGGCCGCAGAUUCGGUCGUUGAUAAGGCAUAAGGAGGGGCCGGCCUACUCGGCGUUGAUGGACCGCCAUGACAUCUGGAAAACCCAACGAAAAUGGGCCCACGCAGCCAUGGCUGAAGCCUACAAGCACCACUUCUACGGCCACGUCGAGCGCGAAAUGAAGCGGUACCUCGGCCUGCUCCUGCUCGAUCCGGCCCGUUUCCUAGACUACACCCGCGAGUACUGCGGGCGCGUGAUGUCACGACUAGCCUGGGAUGACGCCACGCAGGGGCGCACCAACGGCGAUAGCGCAGACCAGACGCUGCACUGCAUGAGCGUGUCGGGCCCGCUGCCCAACACAUUAACACCGCUGUGGCAUUUACCGGCGUUUGCGAACCCGUGGUAUAAUUUUGAGAUCCGCCGCGAGCGGGAGCAGCGGGCGUGGUGGUUGAACAAUUUCCGGUUGGCUAAGGAUCGGAUGCGGAACGGGGAACUGCCGAAUGAUACGUGGGCGUAUCGGUAUUUUGAGCAGUUGAAGAAAGAAGGGAAUGAUGGGCUGGAUCAGGAGGAGGAGCAGGAGGUGUUUGCAAGCUGCAUGAUUGGGUUCUUGAACCUGGUCGGGGUCGUCACCAUCAGCGGGCCGCUUAAGUUCUUCCUCAUGGCCAUGGCGCUGCAUCCGGAGUGGCAGAAGAAGGCCCAGGCUGAGAUCGACCGCGUGUGUGGGAACCGGAUGCCGACGAUGGAGGAUUUCCCCAAUUUGCCGACGGUGAGAGCGUGUAUGAAGGAGACUGUACGCUGGAGGUCGGGCGUUCCGUUAGGUGUCCCACACCAAGCAGAACGAGACGACGAGUACCGGGGUGUCAAGAUUAGGAAAGGCACUAUCGUCCUUGCCUGCGAAUGGUCCCUCAACCGCGUCCCAACCAAAUACCCCGACGGCGAUAGUUUCCGCCCCGAGCGCUGGCUCGAACCGUCCUGGCCGACCUACCAAGAACCGCUCACGCGGUACCCCAACUUCCGCGAGGGCCAGUCCAUGCACACCUUCGGCUGGGGCCGGCGCACCUGUCUGGGCCAGAACAUUGUGGACGACGAAACCUUUGUAUUUGCCGCCGCCACUCUCUGGGCGUUUGACCUCGGCCGCAAGGUUUGCCCGCGCACCGGCAAGGUCGUGCCGAUUGAUACGCAGGCGACUAAUAGCCAUGUGAUUUUGGAGCCGGACCCGUACCAGAUUAGUAUUAAAGUGAGGAGUGAGGAGAGGGGGAAGCAGGUGCUGGGGGGGUAUCAUCAGGUUAUGGGUGAGUUGAAGGUAUAG
Molecule: messenger RNA, 1596 nt
Organism: Dichotomopilus funicola
Lineage: Eukaryota; Fungi; Ascomycota; Sordariomycetes; Sordariales; Chaetomiaceae
Exons: 4
Coding region: 1-1596 (531 amino acids)
Molecular function (GO): iron ion binding; oxidoreductase activity, acting on paired donors, with incorporation or reduction of molecular oxygen; monooxygenase activity
Source: RefSeq, a predicted model, not a curated record